GUUUGAUCUUGUUCUCUCAUCAUCACCAUCAACAGGAGACGUGACUCGGUCUGGCCAUCUCACCACUAGUACUGCUCCCUCAACCACUCCGAGGCCUUCGCACCAGACCGAAUCUGAGGCAGUUGACCGUGACCGCGUUGCGUCGAACGCAUAUCGAGGUCCAGGAAAGCGGAUUCAGCGGACCGCGAAAUAUGUCACAAGCAGAUUCCUCCGAUGCAGGAGUCCCAGCAGGGAGAACCAGCUCUGAGGGCCUAACAAAGGAGCCUGAGGUCGUACCAGAGCCUCAGCCGUUGGUCAUGCAGAUUGUCGUGAGGCGCGACUUGCUCGAUAUCGCAGGGUGGGGUGUCGGUCCGCUAAUGGCACAGACCGCUCAUGCGACAGCCGCUGUACUAUACGAGACACGCGAUCUCCCUGAGACCAAGGCAUACCUCGACGAUUUGAAGAAUAUGCGGAAAGCCGUCCUCCAGGUAGCGGAUCGGAAGGGCAUCGAGAAGCUUGCCGCUUUGCUUUCCUCAGCGGACCCACCGGUGUUGCAUCAUCUAUGGGUCGAGCAGCCGGAGAACGAGCCAUCUUGCCUUGCGCUGGCGCCGAACCGGCGCGAGAGCAGAGUGAAGAGGGCAUUGGACAAGAGUGGGUGUAGGUUGUGGAAGGGCUAGGGCUCACGUAGCGUGCACGGGAAAGGGUAUGUAGCGAGGUAGUUGUGUUUCCAUGAGCUAGAUGGAAUUGUGUUGUCCUCUUGCAUGUAGCCUGAGACUGUAACGGUGUUCAUUGCGCUCC
This is a messenger RNA of Rhodofomes roseus, 777 nucleotides long. Its product is annotated as peptidyl-tRNA hydrolase II. The coding region runs from base 192 to 656 and encodes 154 amino acids. The transcript has 7 exons. The record is from RefSeq and is a predicted model, not a curated record. NCBI's taxonomy places the organism in Eukaryota, Fungi, Basidiomycota, Agaricomycetes, Polyporales, Fomitopsidaceae. Gene Ontology annotation, molecular function: peptidyl-tRNA hydrolase activity.